This is a messenger RNA of Scylla paramamosain (green mud crab), 732 nucleotides long. RefSeq lists its product as uncharacterized. NCBI's taxonomy places the organism in Eukaryota, Metazoa, Arthropoda, Malacostraca, Decapoda, Portunidae. The record is from RefSeq and is a predicted model, not a curated record. Bases 1 to 732 code for a protein of 243 amino acids. The transcript has 7 exons.
AUGAACUCGACACAAUCUUCCAGAGAAUUAACCCUUAACCCUUUCUUCUUCAAAGACACUCAACUGUUCACUGAACUCACUGAACAUUCUCGAAAUCAAACUCCACCUUUCCUGAAGGAGUCAUCGCUGCGUUCAGAGAACAGCCAGACUGUGCUGAACGAACACACACGCUCCGGUGCUGCAGACAAUCUACAAAACGGGAGUCUUGGUGAGGAAGCUUCCUUAACUCACCCAAUGAACACAUCGUCUUGCCUCAGAGUGGUUGUCGUUGAGUACAACCCUUUCAUCUCCAUCAACGGCAAUACACAUCCCAAAACUGUCGGCGGCUGCAUGACGAAAGUGAUGGACAUAAUCUCUAGAAAACUCAACUUUUGUUAUGAGUUCGUGGUUGCAAAGGAGAAGCCCCCCUCGGCAUCUCCUAUUGGGUUAAUGCUACGAAACCAAGCUGAUUUGACAGGAUUCCCAGUGCCGUUUGCCAACUUCCAGAUGUUUGACCAGAGUGAGCCUCUUUAUUUGAAUUCGCAACGUUUAUGUUAUAAGCGACCCGAGCUGGAACAAAAUAUUGCUGGAUUUCUCAUGCCCUUCAACGCCUCAGUAAGUGAUCAAAGAAAAUUAUGCAAUCUCUAUUUCAUGGUAGGCUAUUUCGCAAGCCGGCCAGUUAACUGCACCACACAGGAUCCUAUGCAGCUACAGUUUGGUGAGCGAUGGGAUAAGCACAUUCCUAUGCCCUGA